AUGCUCAGGGGCUUUGAACUUGAGAGGGAAAGAAGGUGGGGAGGAGGAAAAAGGAUGAAACCCGGCAACCAGUGUACGUGCGUAAAGCUCGAGGCUCGUUGUCGGGUUUUGCCCUUUUCUUUUUUGCAUCCCUCACCCGAAGAAGGGAAAUGUGAGAACACAACACACAACCCCCUACCACCCAAGGCGGGCGGCCAACUUGUCAGCGUCUUGUGCGCAACAGGAUGGGUGGGGGGUGGGGGGGAUCCCGGGGGUGUUUCACCUUUAAUGGGGUUGGGGAUGGUGGAGAACUCUGUGCCCUCUUCUUCACGCCACGAAGGGAACGGGGAAGAGGCAUCUUUGCGGAGUACCUCUCCCGCCCGCCUCCGUGGCGCGAUGGCCAUGCAAGCGAACCUUUUACUCGGCCACAUGCGGCAGCAUAGUGAAGAGGCCAACCCUCAUGUUCUUUUCAUUGAGGCAAAUUCCACUAUGGUAGAGUGCUUAUGGCAUUGA
Molecule: messenger RNA, 492 nt
Organism: Trypanosoma theileri
Lineage: Eukaryota; Euglenozoa; Kinetoplastea; Trypanosomatida; Trypanosomatidae
Exons: 1
Coding region: 1-492 (163 amino acids)
Source: RefSeq, a predicted model, not a curated record